CUCGAUUCUACUCUGUACAACUGCCACCUGGUCGAUGCUACGCUUUCACCCUCUUCCGCACAUCUGGGUGAGACUCUGACAAAUUGCAAUGCCAGAGUCAAGAGGCGCCAGCACUGGCGGUACUGCCGCCAGGCAGGAAGAAACUGGAGGGUCCAUGUUCAAAUCACUCCUCCAAGGACUGGCCAUUUUUAUGAUCACGCAAUUCGCGGUCAACCAGUUCUUUGGCUCAAAAACUACCCCGGCCGGUAGUUCAGCCCCAAAAGCAAAUGUCAACUUCGAGGACCGAGCUGAUGCGACGGCAUUGACAAACUACUCCGCGAUCCCCUACAACAUUGCACCAAUCUGGCCAGACGGCGGAGGUGUCGACAUCCAAGUCUAUGUUUCGCCAAACACUGCCAUAUUUCCCCUAUCGAAGCAACCGAAAGACAUCCUUGUGGUGGACGAGAAGAAUUUCCAGAUUGGAAACUACGAAGAGAAUAGGGAAAUUCAUGCCAACAUUGUUAUACCUAAAGAAGUGCAACACAACGGAACACUAUGGGCACACUUCUUCGUCGCUCUGACUGGCAAUGAGCUAGAUCCUACCGCGUCUACCUUUGACCCUGCCAAAGCGUACACGUUCAGCAAACCUCUGAACCACUAUCUACCCAAGAAGAAGGCACGCAAGCUGAAGAAUUUGCUUGAAAAAACUGAUGAACCCGAAGACGAGCCCGAGGAGCCCCGAGUCCCACAGAUUGGAUCUUUCUACCACCCGAACUUCACCAUGGCGGUAAUCCCCAAUACCGGCGUGCAGAAUUGGCGACAGAUGCACCCGGCCCUGCGAAAGAACAUUGUUCUGGAACGUACCGGUGCUCGAGAUGAGUCCGGCAUGAACGGUUGGUACUAUCCAGUCGUAUUCCUCAACACAUUCUGGCAACUUCGAUCCCAUAUGACUGAACUCAACGAUACGGUGACGGAAAUGCCGCUCAAUAUCGACUUGUACAACAUGGCCAACUGGAAGUACAGUAUCCUCGCCAGUGUCGAUGAAGGCAUGAAACAAAACCAGCAACAAGCCGCUUCAGGCGGGCCCAUGCCCGCCAGUGGCGAUGGCAGCGAAUUCGAAAAGUUCAAAGAGAUAUUGCUCGACACCAACGCAUAUCUUCUCGGCACGACAUUCUUCGUCAGUAUUCUCCACAUGGUUUUCGAAGGUCUCGCUUUCAAGAGCGACAUCUCGCACUGGCGCACGAAGAAGGACAACGUAGGCACUUCGGUACGCACCAUCCUCGCCAACGUGUUCAUGCAGACUGUCAUCUUCUUAUACCUUGUCGACAACUCCGAGGCGACCUCUUGGAUGAUCCUCGCAAGUCAAGGGUUCGGUAUCGUUCUGGAAGCCUGGAAGAUCACUAAAACGGUCAACGUGCGUCUGCGCGAACCGGGGCCGGACUCAUCGUUCAAAUUUCUCCCCUACGUUGUCGUGUUCGAGGACAAACACAAGCUCUCCGAGACUGAGAAGAAGACGCAAGAAUAUGACCAGAUCGCCUUCCGGUAUCUGUACAUCAUUGCAGUGCCCCUCUUGCUCGCGUAUGCAGUCUACUCGCUCAUUUACGAGACGCACAAGUCGUGGUACAGCUUUGUAAUUGAAACUCUGGUCGGGUCCGUGUACGCUUACGGCUUCCUCAUGAUGGUCCCGAGUCUAUAUAUCAACUACCGCCUCAAGUCCGUGGCACACAUGCCCAGCAAAGCGUUGACGUACAAGUUCUUGAAUACGUUUAUUGAUGACUUGUUUGCGUUUACGAUUCGCAUGCCGUUCUUACAUCGUCUGGCUACACUCCGUGACGAUGUCAUUUUCUUCGUCUGGCUGUACCAGAAGUACAAAUACAAGGUCGACUAUACUCGUGUCAACGAGUUUGGCCAGGGUGGUGAAGAUGAGGAGGAUGAGAGUGCUGCCGGGGAGAAGCCUAAGGGACUUGAAGGACAAGAUACAAAGGAGUUGAAACCCUCUGCCCCUGUGGCUAGUGCCAGUGGGAAUGAGACCAAGGCUGGAGCGAAGAAGAGGAGGUGAUGGGCUCGAUCAUCUGCCAACAUCCCUCUCACUUUGUGAGUUUGAUGUCCGAGGUCAAGGUUGAAGUCGAGAUUCGGGGCAGUAGAUGGAUCAUAUAGUUGGGAGUCACUCCUCAUAGACAGUAUAUGUAUGUGCAGAUACUACGGAGCGAAUCAUCUACCAUGCAGAGUAUGCUAGGACGAGUAUGGAGCAUUCCAAUAUUUCAAUGAUGGGCUUCUUGAUGAU
Molecule: messenger RNA, 2263 nt
Organism: Exophiala oligosperma
Lineage: Eukaryota; Fungi; Ascomycota; Eurotiomycetes; Chaetothyriales; Herpotrichiellaceae
Exons: 2
Coding region: 89-2038 (649 amino acids)
Cellular component (GO): endomembrane system; membrane
Source: RefSeq, a predicted model, not a curated record